Messenger RNA from Callithrix jacchus (white-tufted-ear marmoset), 1612 nucleotides. It is a transcript of the gene GZMM, whose product is annotated as granzyme M. NCBI's taxonomy places the organism in Eukaryota, Metazoa, Chordata, Mammalia, Primates, Cebidae. Gene Ontology annotation, biological process: proteolysis. Gene Ontology annotation, molecular function: serine-type endopeptidase activity. The record is from RefSeq and is a predicted model, not a curated record.
UUUUUUUUUUUGAGACGGAGUUUUGCUCUUGUCACCCAGGCUGGAGUGCAAUGGCGCGAUCUCGGCUCACUGCAACCUCCGCCUCCUGGGUUCAGGCAAUUCUCCUGCCUCAGCCUCCUGAGUAGCUGCGAUUACAGGCAGACGCCACCAUGCCCAGCUAAUUUUUUGUAUUUUUAGUAGAGACGGGGUUUCACCUUGUUGACCGGGAUGGUCUCGAUCUCUUGACCUCGUGAUCCACCCGUCUCGGCCUCCCAAAGUGCUGGGAUUGCAGGCUUGAGCCACUGUGCCUGGCCGAGAAACACUUUCUAACGUGCUCGUGGGUGGAGGGGUUUGGGGUGUGUGGCUGUAGGUGGAGCUGUGACUGUCACCUCCCCCACAGGAAGCCAUGGGGACAGGGUUGGGGGGGGUUGCUGGCAAGCGUGCUGGGUCUCUGCAGCAGCAUGGAGGCCUGUGUGUCUUCACUGCUGGUGUUGGCCCUGGGGGCCCUGUCGGCAGGCAGCUCCUUUGCAGCCCAGAUCAUCGGGGGCCAGGAGGUGGCCCCCCACUCACGCCCAUACAUGGCCUCGCUGCAGAGGAACGGCUCCCACCUGUGCGGGGGGGUCCUGGUGCACGUAAAGUGGGUGCUGACAGCCGCACACUGCCUGCCCCAGCGGACGGCCGGGCUGAGGUUGGUGCUGGGGCUCCACGCCCUGGACGGCCCCGGCCUUGCCUUCCACAUCAAGUCAAUCGUCCAGCACCCUGACUACAGGCCAGACCCUGACCUGGAGAAUGACCUCGCUCUGCUUAAGCUGGAAAGGAAAGUGAGGCCCAGCCGGAUCAUCCGGCCCCUGGCCUUGCCCAGUAAGCCACAGGUGGUCACUGCGGGGGCCCGGUGCAGUGUGGCUGGCUGGGGGCUGACCCAGCAGGGUGGGCACCUGGCCCAGGUGCUGCAGGAGCUGGGUGUCCACGUGCUGGACACACGCAUGUGCAACAAUAGCCGCUUCUGGAAUGGAAGCCUCUUCCCCAACAUGGUCUGCCUGGCAGCUGCCUCCAAGAAUCAAGCUCCCUGCAAGGGUGACUCAGGUGGGCCCCUGGUGUGUGGCAAACGCCGGGUGGUGGCCGGGGUCCUGUCCUUCAGCUCCAGGAUCUGCGCCAACACCUUCAAGCCCCCAGUGGCCACCACUGUGGCACCUUACAUGCCCUGGAUCAGAAGGGUCACCCGGCUGAUGCCCUGGGGUGAUGGGGACCCCCCUCACUCUCUCCAGAGGACCCUACCCCUCCAGGGUGCAACAGAAUUGGGGGGAAUGGGUGGGAGGGGCAGGGAGAGGACCAAUAAAUCGUAAUGAAGCAACGCUCAGAGCCUGCCUGGGUCCGGCUCACCUCUGCCCACGCUGCCUGUGUGGCCUCUGACAGACUUGUUUCCCUGCUUUAAAAACGGAUGUCGUGGCUGGGGGCGGUGGCUCACGCCCGUAAUCCCAGCACUUUGGAGGCCGAGGCAGGUGGUUCACCUGAGGUCAGGAGUUCACGACCAUCCUGGCCAACACGGUGAAACCCCGUCUCUACUAAAAAUACAAAAAUUAGCCAGGUUCAUGAGCCAGGUGCGGUGGCUCACACCUGUAAUCCUAGCAUUUUG